Entamoeba invadens IP1 is the source of this 5067-nucleotide messenger RNA. Its product is annotated as protein serine/threonine kinase, putative. The record is from RefSeq and is a predicted model, not a curated record. Bases 1 to 5067 code for a protein of 1688 amino acids. Gene Ontology annotation, molecular function: ATP binding; protein kinase activity. The transcript has a single exon. Lineage: Eukaryota; Evosea; Mastigamoebida; Endamoebidae. Gene Ontology annotation, biological process: protein phosphorylation.
AUGCUUGAAAACAGUUUAUUUGUAGUUUUCUUGUUUUUCUCGUGUGUAUUAUCAUUGGUAUGGUGUGAUGCCGGCAGUGCAAUUUUGUAUAUGAAGGAAUGUAGCACAACAACGGAUCCUGGAUGGUUUUGUGCUUACGGAGUAACCCAUCAAUUUUAUUUCACAAAAGAUUAUUACAAAUCCGAAUAUAAAAUAUUUGUUGAAAGUAUCGACGACGACGUUCCUACCAAAGAAUUUUUCUUUAACGAAAAUGGAAUUAAUUUAAAAUCACUGAGCGUUUGUCUUGCAAAACCGGCAAGUAAAGUGAUAAUUUACGACGGCUAUCGCCCAGAACCUUUUUUCAUUAGUUUCAAUUGCUCAUCAAGAACUUCUGUCACUGAUGGAUAUCAACCACAGAUUGAAGUGCGAUAUCACUCCCUUCAUUUACACUCAAAAAUAGACCAAAGAUUUGUCAUAUUGUCAUAUCGGAAUAUUGGAGAAACUGUACCUAAUUUGAGCAUCAAUGGUGUUGUACCACAAAGCGUCAAUUUUCAAUUUGAAAAUGCACUUUCUCUUGGUACAGCACUUUCAAAAACUCGAUUUUUAUUUACUGGAAAAUCGGAUGAAUCGUUAAUCACGUUUAAUAGUACAAAAACGACGGGUUUGAUAGCGAAAAGUGUAUGUACGCGAAACGGGUUAAGUCGGUUCUUGAUUUUUCAAACGCCAGAAAUCACCAAUAAUGUUGGUACAUCAAUGUGUAAAUGUGUUACUUCAAGUGAAUAUAUCACUGGAAGUAACACAUUUAAUUUUCCCGACUGUAUGUACAAUGGCACUUUAUUUGACUUGGAUUUAACUACUUUAAUGCCCAAGUCAGAGGAAAGUAUUUUAAUUCGGAUUUACGUCAAAGAAUGGUAUUCAAUGAUAUUUAAAUUGAACCAGAAGUACAGGGUGUUUGGAAUUGAUAGUAAUACUUUAAGUAUGUCAUUACAAUUAUUAGAUCUCCAAAAUACAAAAGUAGAGUUUGAUAUAUUUGUAAAUGUUUAUGGUUUUCGAGUAAUGUCAUCUGGAGAAUUUUAUUUUAAAAGGGGCGUGCAAAUUGUGACUUCUACACUUUCCCAAGGCUAUGAAAAUAAUAUUGUGUUUACAGUCGAAAACACGUUUUUAUAUUCCGGCAUGUUAUUAAAAAAAUGUGGAAAAAGAGUUGUUUAUAAUAAUGGACCAGAAUAUUUGUGCCAUUGUAAUUUCACAAAUUCUCAAUGGGAAGAUUAUGGAAAUGACACUAAAUAUAAAAAUGACUGUUAUGAUCCAUCAUUGAAAAAAGGAUUAAUACUUCAAAUCGACUCUCCUACUUAUAGUAUAUCGUCAUAUGAAGAGUGGAGUAAAUUGAAGGUACUAUCAAGUUUAACAACACUAACUGGAAAUGCAACAAUUACAAUAAAUGAAAUUACUGUGUUUGGUAAUGUUAUUAUUGAAAAUACUAUUGAAAUUGGUAGUACAAUAACUUUUAAAAAAGGAGGAAGUAUUAUUGUUAAAAGUGGAGCUAUUCUUCGACUUGGUAAAUCCACAAAAUUUGUGUUUAAGAAUUAUUCAAGUAACAUCAAUAUGAAUGGAAGCAUUGUCGUUGAAAAAGGUGGUAAAGUAGAAUUUAUGGACCCACUGAACACUUUUAUGUUUGAUUAUUUGAACGAUACAAAAACUCCAAUUGAACUUUUUUCAUUUGAAGAAACUCAAAAUGCGACUUCUUUUGCUAAAUAUAAUAGUCUUAUUGAUGGCAAAUUAUAUCGAGUAUUUCAAGCAAAUAAUAUUGAUAACACCGUUGUGUGUAAUUUGACGCAAAUGGAUUAUAAAAGUCACAAAAGUUAUGAAUCGAAUAUCAUCCAUUGUCCUAUUAAUAGUGUUAAUGCUGUUAUCAGUUUAAAGAUCGACACUUUCGAACAAAAAGAAGAAUUUUUGGGACAUUUUGUACAGAAAAAUAAAAUUUUAAAAUUCAUAAAAAGUGCAAAUUAUAACACAAAAUUUGAUGAUGAGAAUUUUCCAAAUGUGUUGUUGGUUGAUGACAAUUCAAUUCAAAUUGGUGAUGUUAAAAUUGUUAACCAAACAAAUAAAGUGUUAGUUGGAAACAAAUUUGGAUUUAAAAGUACAUCAAAAAGUCAAAACAUCAAAAGUGAAAACACUGAGAAGACAAUUGUUUUUGAUACAACUUUUUCAUGUGUUGCAUUAUUGAAUACUUUGCAAUUAACUGAAAAAUGUUUGGCGUGUAAAAACGACUAUUACAUCGAAAAUACAACUUGUAACAUCAUUUCGACUCAAUGCAUUUUGUCUUCUAAAAAUACUCAAUUUUCGAUAUGUGAAAAAUGUAAUUUGAAAUAUGAAGCAUUCAAAUAUGAAUGUGUUGUGUGUUCUGAAAACUGUUUGCAUUGUGUAAAUAAGAAGUGUGUAAUGUGUGAAAGUGGAUUUAAUUUAAGUAAUGGUAUAUGUGAACCAGUUGAUAAGUUUCUUAAUAAUGUCAUUCUUUAUGAAAAUCAAGAAGUGAAAAAGUGUUCAAUUGGGUUCUACAAUUCACAAGAAAAAUGUUUGUCAUGUGACACAAAUUGUGUAUCAUGUGAAAAUAAAGAGAAAUGCAACGUUUGUGAAUCAACUUACCUUUUAAAUUUCAAUGGAAAGUGUGUCCUUCAAAGUGGUGCUUUACUUUCUACAAAUUAUCAAAUUUUGUCAUGUAAAAAGCCUUUGAUUUUAAGAGAAAACGUUUGUGAACAAUGCUCAACUUUAUAUGGAAAUUUAUGUGAAUAUUGUGAUGCAAAAACGUGUUUGAAAUGUUCUUCAAAUGGAGUAGUAAACAUAACAGAUGGACAUUGUGUUGAUGUAACACGAAGUUCUUGCACCAAUACGGUUAAUACUUUUUGCACGUCUUGUGUUAACAAAAACCUUAUUAUUAAUACAGAAGGAAUAUGUGUUGAUUAUGAUGAACAUUGUUCUGUAACAACAAAAGACAAAAAAUGUUUAAUUUGCAACAAUAAAUAUCACUUAAAUUCGUCUUAUUAUUGUGAGGUUGUGACAACUCAAAAUGAAAAUUGUUUAGUUUUAAAUGAAGUAGAAGAUCGAUGCAUUCAUUGUGAAAUUGGGUUUUAUGUUUCAAAUUUUAUAUGCGAAAAAUGUGCUGAAAAUUGCGAAAAUUGUUUUAAUAAUUCGAAGUGUUUAAAUUGCAAAGAAAAUUACUUUUUAAAAGAUGACGGAAGUUGUGUAGAAAAUUCACAAAUCACUUCAAAUUGUUAUAAAAUGAUAAAAGGCACCUCGCAAUGCGCUUUAUGCGACAUUUCUUAUUUCAGAAAUACAAAUGGAAAGUGUGAAAUGUGUAUUGAAAAUUGUAACGAGUGUAAUCAAUUCAAUUUCUGUCUUCAAUGUGAACCAAAUUACUUUUUACUCACAAAUAACACAAAAUGUAUUUCAAAUGAUUUGCUUACGAAUUGUGUUGUUAAAAGCUCAAUUGGAUGCACAAUCUGUUCGUCGGGAUUUUACUUAAAAAAUCAAUUAUGUGAAUCAUGCAGCACUUUUAUUUCAAAUUGUGAAUUGUGUGAAAAUACAGGAAAGUGCAUUUCAUGUGCUCAAAACUUUGUUUUGUUAAAUUCAAAUUGUGUUGCUAAAAAUUUAAUACAAAAAUGUUCCAAAGUUAAAGAUUCAAAGUGUACCAAAUGCGCAUUUUGGUUUAUUCCAAGCCCUUCUGGGACAUCUUGUCAGAGCAAAGCUGUUUGGUGGGUCAUUUUAUUAAUAGUAUUGGUAAUACUAUUAAUUAUAGUUAUUUUAACUAUAACAAUAGGAUACAUGAUAAAUAAGGGGUUGAAACGUGUCCACGAGGAAUCAACAAGGCAAAAAACGUGUAUCUUUGAUAUCAAAAGAUCAAAUGUUAGAUUUGUGAAGACAAAUAGUAUGGACAUAGUUGUAAGCGCUGAGAAGAUAACAUUUGAAGAUGAACAUGAGAAUGAAAUUAAUGUUGAUAAAGAGUGCCGUUCACUUUUUUGUGUAGGGAACACUUCUAAAAACACAAUCAAAGUUCAGUUUUCACUAAAAGAAAGUACGUUCAAAUAUUCAAUACGAACGGAGCCACAAAUAGCUUCAAUUCCAAAGAAAAAAGCGUGUGAAUUUGAAAUCUUUCUAACACCAAAAUGUUCUUGUAAAAUAGUCGAUGAAAUCAUGCUAAUUUACUCGAAUUUAGAAAGUGGAGAUCAUUCACAACUUCCUUUUCAAAUUUCAGCCGAGACGAAAAUGUCGUCUAAAAUUGAUCCUGACGAAUUAGUAGAAGAGAAAAAACUUGGAGAAGGCUCAUUUGGAAUUGUUUAUAAAGGAACUUUCAGAGGGAACGUCGUUGCUAUUAAGAAAAUGAAACAGUUUUGUGAGUGUGAAGAAAAUUAUGAUGAAUUUGAAAAUGAAAUUAAAAUGCUUGAAAAAUUUCGGAGUGAGUACAUCGUUCACUUUUAUGGUGCCGUGUUUAUUCCAAGUAAGAUAUGUAUGGUCUCUGAAUUUGCACAAUAUGGAAGUCUACAAGAUUUAAUGAAAAAGAAAAGAAAUGAAGAAAUUGAAAUGAAAUUGCGAGUCAAAUUCAUGUUAGAUGGUGCAAAAGGAAUUUUGUAUUUACAUGAGAAUGGGAUAUUACACAGAGAUAUUAAACCGGAUAACAUCUUGAUUUUUUCUCUUAAUGUAAACGAAUUAAUUACCGCUAAAUUGACUGAUUUUGGAAGUGCAAGAAAUAUUAAUAUGUUGCUCACAAACAUGACAUUUACAAAAGGUAUCGGGACACCUAUUUAUAUGGCUCCGGAGGUAUUGAAACAAGAGAAAUACAAGAAGAGUGCGGACGUAUACUCUUUUGGUAUUUCAAUGUUUGAAGUCUUCGGGUGGUGUGAAGCGUAUCCAAAAACACAAUUUAUGUUUCCAUGGAAAAUAGCAGAGUUCGUGAUGGCUGGAAAUCAUUUAAAAAGAAUCAAUGAAGUUCCAAUCAAUCUGUUUGAAAUUGUGGGGAAAUGUUGGUCUUACAACCAAUUGGAGAGAAUUGGUAUCGAACAAGUUGUAAAAGAGCUUCAAAAUAGUUUAUUAUAA